AUGGCUAUUUCUGGAACUCGAGAUCGAAAUGAUUGUCGGUGGUCGUUUCUGGGCUUCCUUGCACUAAAGUUGAAUGCGGGUAAUUCUGAUGUCCUGGCAACUGGGGAGACAUUUUUUAUACCAUCUGUUUCCCAGACCCAAAUAGAGGAUGAUGAUGAUGAUGAGGAUGUGUACUGCCCUACUACUGACCUUUGGGAAGGCUUAAGUAAUAGUGAAGAGGAGCUAAAUUUAUCUGACAUCACAGCACCUACGGGGGUCACCGAUGAGUUGUUGGGCUUGAAUGUCACCAUAAAUACCGGUAGAACUAGUGGUGACGGAAGUCCAAGCAAGAGAAAGAGAGUGGUAGGCGUUGGUGGGAGGAAAAAGCAAAAAAUCCUUGCCUCAAUGAAAAUAAUAGAUGCAAUGAGUGAAAUGGCUAAGGAUAAUAGAGCUAGAACAGAGACAGUGAACAAGAUUUUGGCAAAUGACAUAGGAGUUUCUGAGGUUGUGGCUCACCUAAAUGGACUCCCAGAAGUUUUUGAUGAUAAAGAUUUGUAUCGAAAAUGUGUCAAUCUUGUUCUGUACAAGCCUAUACAAGAUGCUUACUAG
Prosopis cineraria is the source of this 588-nucleotide messenger RNA. RefSeq lists its product as uncharacterized. The transcript has 3 exons. Lineage: Eukaryota; Viridiplantae; Streptophyta; Magnoliopsida; Fabales; Fabaceae. The coding region runs from base 1 to 588 and encodes 195 amino acids. The record is from RefSeq and is a predicted model, not a curated record.